AUGGUCAGCACCCGUUCAACAGUGCAGAAAUUGAUUCCAUUUGAUCCAGAAUUUGAGCAGCAUUUAAGGAGGAAACGCAGGGAGCAAAAUUUGCAGUGGGUUCGUCCUCUGCAGGAGACUUUUCUGCAAUCAGACUUUGACCUGCACAACAAAGAAAAAAAGGCGUUUGUAAAUCCAGAGGCAGGACUACCCCUAGGUGAUUCACUGACUGCCCAUUCCACAAAUAUACCCAGUUGCAUUACAUAUCCGGCAGUGGAGGAAGGGACUGCAUUUGAAAUAAAACAGCACAUGUUGAAUAUUCUACCUACGUUUCAUGGGUUGUCAUCUGAUGAUCCUAACAUGCACAUUGCAGAAUUUUUAAUGGGGUGCAAAAACAUUUUGGUGAGGGGAUUUUCAGCUGAAUCUAUUAAGCUGCGGUUAUUUCCAUACACUUUAAAAGAUCAGGCAAGGAGAUGGCUCCUCAUACUCCCAUCUGGAAGCAUUACAACUUGGGCCCAACUCAGUGAAAAAUUUUUAAACAAGUAUUAUCCGGCUUCUAAGACCCUUGACAUGAGAACUCAGAUUUUAUCUUUCGCCCAAAAACCAAAUGAGGAGUUUCAUGAGGCGUGGGAGCGGUUCAAAGAGUUGAUUAGAAAAUGUCCGCAUUCGGGUAUUAACACUACUGAUCAAAUGCAUAUAUUUUUCAGAGGGUUGAAUAUGACUACAAAAACUCUUGUCAACGCAUCUUGCGGAGGUUCGUACAAGGAUAAAAAUGCACAAGAGGCUUGUUUGUUAUUUGAAAAAAUGGCAGCAGAUACACAACAGUGGGCAGUUGAGCAGCCACAAUCUAGGUCUGUUUUUGAGAUGUCUAACGGUUCUCCGUAUGUUACAGCACAAAUUGAAAAAAUGGAGAAAAGGCUUGACGCAAAAUUUGAUAUGUUAUUACAGAGAAUACCAGGUUCACAGGUUGCUGUACAGCAGCCCUUACAAGCUGCCUGCAACAUUUGCAGUUUGACAAAUCAUGAUUUUUUGAGCUGUCCACAUAAAGAUGCUUAUCCGGAGUUUAUGGCGGAGCAGGUUAAUUCAUUCAAUAAUUUUCAACGUCCCAGAUAUGACCCGUAUUCAAAUUUCUACAACCCAGGUUGGAGAGAUCAUCCUAAUUUAAAGUGGGACAAAGAUCAACACACUAGGCCUCAAUUUCAACAGCAGGUACAACAACAUGCUGCACCUAAGGCUGCUUGGGAAGUUGCAAUUGAAAAAUUAGCAAAUACUACCAGUCAAGAAAUCCAAAAUCUGCAUGAAUCAAUGAAAAAUAUGGAAAAACAAAUUGGGCAAAUUGCUUUGCAGGUUUCAGAAAGGGCACCAGGUACAUUUCCUAGUCAAACAGUACCAAAUCCAAGAGGACGAGAAGAGUGCAAUGCUAUACGGACUCUACGGUCUGGCAAAAGUUACAAUAACAAACAUGAAAAUUCUAUUGAGAAUUCACAGGCUGCAGAAGCUUCCCCAAAAACUGCAGAACGUGUUUACGAGCCCCCUAUGCCUUAUCCAGAAAGGUUGAGACCUAAAGCUAAAGAUCAACAGUUAACUGAUUUUAUGAAGACUUUGUCUAAGGUUCAGAUUAAUCUGCCGUUAAUUGAUGCCAUCAAGAACAUUCCGUCUUAUGCCAAUAGUGCUUUAAUUGAUUUAGGUGCUAGUGUGAACUUAAUGCCAUAUUCUGUUUUCAAACGUCUAGGUGAAGGGGAGCUGAAGCCAACCUCCAGUAUUAUUCAAUUGGCUGACCGUUCAAUUACCUACCCUAGAGGAGUCAUUGAAGAUGUUAUUGUGAAAGUUGACAAUUUAUAUUUACCGGCUGAUUUUAUGGUGUUGGACAUGGAUGAGGAUUUGACAACGCCCAUUAUUUUGGGCCGCCCAUUUCUGGCAACAGCCCGGACUCUUAUUGACGUUGAAACUGGAGUAUUCAUAUGUCUACUAAAUUGA
Messenger RNA from Malus domestica (apple), 1956 nucleotides. The record is from RefSeq and is a predicted model, not a curated record. NCBI's taxonomy places the organism in Eukaryota, Viridiplantae, Streptophyta, Magnoliopsida, Rosales, Rosaceae.